UUCAAAUUAUCAAUUAGUGAAAAAAAAAAUGAAAAGAGAAGAGAUUGUUAAGAAUCGGCAUUUCUCCGCCGAUAAGAGAUGGUUUUUCCCUAUUGCUAUUGCUGGAAUUAUUGCCGGAGCGAUACUUAUCUCGAGUUUCAUAAAAACCGCCGAUAAUUCCCUGCUGUGCUCUCUCGCCAACUCCAGAUCCCAAGCCGUAGCUGAAUACUCCACCACGUCGACCCAACUCCAAGCCAUCAUCCACUACGCCACGUCACACAUCGUACCGCAACAGAACUUUGAGGAGAUCUCCGUAACCUUUGACGUCCUCAAGAAACGCUCUCCUUGCAACUUCCUCGUCUUCGGACUCGGCUACGAUUCUCUCAUGUGGGCUUCCCUCAAUCCAAGUGGCAGCACCGUAUUCCUGGAAGAGGAUCCCCAAUGGGUCCAGACCGUGCUCAAAGACGCACCAAGCCUCCAUGCGCACGCCGUAAAGUAUCGUACGCAGCUCAAGGAAGCAGUCGAUCUGCUCUCCCAUGUCCGGUCGGAACCGAACUGUUUUCCGUCGAAAGCUUACUUACGUGGCAACGAGAAGUGCAAGCUUGCCUUGACGGGGUUUCCCGAUGAGUUUUACGAUACGGAGUGGGAUUUGAUAAUGAUCGAUGCGCCGCGUGGAUAUUUCGCGGAGGCGCCAGGUAGGAUGGCAGCGAUAUUCUCGGCCUCGGUUAUGGCGAGGAAUAGGAAAGGAUCCGGUGUGACGCACGUGUUCUUGCACGAUGUUGAUCGGAGGGUGGAGAAGGUUUUCGCCGAGGAGUUUUUGUGUAGAAAACACUUGGUGAAAAGCGUUGGGAGACUCUGGCAUUUCGAAAUUCCAUCCGCUACUGACAUGAGCAGCCACGACGGUGCUCGGUUUUGCUAAAAUGCUCCCCUUCGGUUCAUUGCUUUUACAGUUUACUAGUAUUUUUUUUUUAAAAUUAACUUUCUAGUAUUGUUAUUUUCAGAUUUUUUUUUUUACUACUACUAAGUAAAAAAAAAAUGGAAUAUCAUGAUAAUGCCAAUGAUAAAUGAUACUAUAUACUUUAAAAUAGUGGUAAUUUUUAUUUUUACCCAGGUAGUGUUUUUCUUGUUUCGAGUUUGAGUGCUGUACCUAUAUUUUUGAAAAAUAAAAGUUGGGUUUUAUUAUUAUUAUUUUUUAUUGAGAUAGGUGUUGGAGGUUGAGUUGAUGGAGAUGGCUAUAGCUGCAGUGUUUUGCUUGCAAAAUUGCAUUAGCCAUUGACGGACGUUUACAGGGACUGGUUGCAGGUAAGUUGCUUCAUGAGAGGCAUCAUGGUCCGGAUGGAAAAGGACAAAAAAAUGAACUGGUUUCUCAAGGCAGAAAAAAAACAUGUGAAUAUGACGCACCAGCUGUGUGGAGCUGUUUUUUUGGUUAGACAAAGACAAAGCUCCUGCUAGUGCUAGAGCAGAUAUUACAGAGAGAAAGACAAAAUACACCAGUGCUUGUCAAGGGUUUUUAGUAAGGAGCUCUACCCUGCUCUACCCUGCUCUGGUUUAUGACAAUUUGUUGUUAAUCUUAUUUUUUUAUUGAGCCAACUGUUGGGUGUUGUUUUUAUUGUAGACUUUAUUGUAAAUUGAUGCAAAGUCUUGGGGUUAGGGAUGACGUUGUUUUCUCAUGAAUUUCUGCGAAUAUUUUUGUGGAAAAGGCUUGCAGUUGGAUGUAUCAUUUGCCUUUUUUCUUUUUCUUUUUUUAUUCCUUUGAUAGGAUUGGAUGGUUCAUUUGUUAGUCAUGUUUCAUCUGUCUUUCAA
Durio zibethinus is the source of this 1782-nucleotide messenger RNA. The record is from RefSeq and is a predicted model, not a curated record. NCBI's taxonomy places the organism in Eukaryota, Viridiplantae, Streptophyta, Magnoliopsida, Malvales, Malvaceae.